Molecule: messenger RNA, 573 nt
Organism: Fusarium fujikuroi IMI 58289
Lineage: Eukaryota; Fungi; Ascomycota; Sordariomycetes; Hypocreales; Nectriaceae
Exons: 3
Coding region: 1-573 (190 amino acids)
Source: RefSeq, a predicted model, not a curated record
AUGGCGGGUCAAGCUUGGGGCGCUCUGCUUGAUGUUAUCUGUAAUGUGCGGUUCAUUCUGAAUACAGUGAGGCUCGCUGCUGUGCUCGAAGCGCGACUGAACAAGAUUGCAUAUGCCCUAUCUGGUAGGAAGCUUGGAAUGGGACGCGAAUUUGACUGUCCUCCUUUAGAGGCUCUUACUCUCGGUCCUCAGCUUGGACAUCCUGGCCAACAAGGCCUCAACGGUCUCUGGGCCACAGUGUUAAUGGCUUUUGACUCACCGAACUCCUCUACGGAUAGGCGAGACUUGCAGAGCCUCGCGGAAUUACUGAGACUUCGAAAUCAGGUCCACUCAGAGCACCCAGAGGCCGAAGAGACCGACAGCAAUGUCACCGACAACACCUGCAUCGAAAUACUCUUGAACAUGACCUACUACAUCGAUUCGUCCGGCGGCGUCACCCCAAAAGAAGAGGAUAUAGAUACUCAAUUCCGCUUGACUUUUGCCCCAAACCGGUUUCAAUACUUGCCCCAAUCCGACUUUCGCGCAAGAAGAUCUGAACAUGCUAUAGUUCUAUCUACCGAGCUGUCUCUUUAG